Molecule: messenger RNA, 2237 nt
Organism: Hydra vulgaris (swiftwater hydra)
Lineage: Eukaryota; Metazoa; Cnidaria; Hydrozoa; Anthoathecata; Hydridae
Product: epsin-2
Biological process (GO): endocytosis
Cellular component (GO): endosome; clathrin vesicle coat; plasma membrane
Molecular function (GO): clathrin binding; phospholipid binding
Source: RefSeq, a predicted model, not a curated record
AUAUUUCUGUAAAUGAUUAUUUUAAUAUAUAGCAAUAAAUAAAAUGAUUCUGAAAAGUUUGCUUUAACGACAUAAUGUAAAUAUGGCUUUAAGAAGACAGGUGAAAAAUGUGGUAAGAAACUUCUCUGAUAUAGAAGUUAAAGUUAGAGAAUCUACCAGUAAUGAUCCAUGGGGUCCAUCAAGUUCGUUAACUAGUGAAAUAGCUGAUGCUACUUAUAAUGUGCAAGCAUUUAGUGAGAUUAUGGUGAUGUUAUGGAAAAGAAUAAAUGAUCACGGUAAAAAUUGGCGUCAUGUUUAUAAGUCACUUGUUGUUCUUGAUUAUAUAGUUAAAACAGGUAGUGAGCGUGUUGCUCAACAGUGUAGAGAAAAUAUAUUUGCUAUAAAAACUUUAAAGGAUUUUCAAUUUAUUGAUAAAGACGGAAAAGAUCAAGGGAUUAAUGUUAGAGAGAAAUCAAAGGCACUUGUUGCUCUGCUUAAGGAUGAUGAACGGUUAAAAGCUGAACGAGAACGUGCAUUAAAAGCGAAAGAAAGAUUUACCCAGUCUCAGGGUGGUAUUGGAAAUACAAGUUAUCCAGGAAACAAAAAAUCUACAAUUUCAAAAUACUCAGGCUCUAAAGGGAGUAUGGAUGACUCAAAUAUUCCUUCACAAUCUUGGCAACCUUCUAAAAAUCAAGAAGAUUCUCGCUCAACAGAUGGACGCAUAACCUCAGAAUUAGAAAAAGUACGCCCUUCAAAUGAAUUAGAAGAAGAAAUGCAACUUCAAAUUGCACUAGCAAUGAGUAAAGAAGAAGCAGAACGCGAACGAAAAUCAGAAGAUGCUGCUUUCCAAAUAGCGGUAAAUAAUUCAACUGCUGCAGCAAGUUCUACUCUUCUUAAUUUGACUGAUUCAGUUUAUAAUCCUCAAUCCAAACCAGAAAGCGAUCCCUGGGGUUGUUCUCAUCCUCAAUCCACACCUUCAGUUCACCAAGAUCCGUGGGGAAAAUCUAAUACUCAAACUUUUUUUGAACCUUCAAAUGUUACAUCUGUUCCCUUAGUUGAUCCAUGGUCAACCUCUACCAAAAAUCCAGUUGAUCCUUGGGCUGCUCCUUCAUCUUACUUGCCUUCGCAACAACCAGAUCUAUGGAGUGGACAGGAUUCAUUAAUGACUCAAAGUCCAUUCAAAGCCCAAUCAUACUCUCCACCUCCCUUAUAUGAACCAUUUCAAAAUGACGUUUCAAAAUCAAAUGUUUACAAUCAAACGUUAGCAGCAACGAAAAAUAAUCAAAGUGGAAGUAAUGCUUCUCAUACGUUCCUAAAAAAUGGUGCACACCUAGUUGAUGUUGAUAACAUAAUAAAACCAGCUAACAAUCAAUCUUUUCACAAUCCGUUUAUGUCCAAUGUACCCGCAAGUAAUACAAAUCCAUUUUUACAAGAUAAGCCGAAACCAAAGUCAAUCAACGAGCUUAGAAAUAAUAAAUCUUUUGCUGUACCUGGCCCUGGAGGUGAUACAUUGCUACCUGCACCAUUGCAGCCAACAAAUAAUUCAGGAAACAACCCUUUUCUCUUGUAGUAUUUUAAUAUCCAUUUUUGCUAACAAUAGUUUUAAUUUUCAUAAUUUCUUUAACCUAAAAACAUUUUUAUUUUUCUUGCUCUCAAAAUAAGUUUUUGAUUUAUUCAAAGUUUGAAAUAGCCUUUCUAUUUCGUUCUGUGAUUUGUUUGUUCCAUAUUUCCUUGUUAAUAACUGUUUCACUUUUUUUGCUAAUAACUGUUUCACUUUUUUAUACCAAAAUCUUCUCAAGACUUUAGUUUUAUUUCUUUUUUUUUAAUUUCUUGGGAACUAAAAGUUAGAUAAAUUGUUUGCAGAUCAUUUAUGCAGUUGUUUAACUAAAAUAUAUUAUCUAUGCACGUAAAUUAUUUGGAUUACUUUUAUUUUUAUAUUUUUGCAGAAUACUUGGUUUUUUAAAUCUAAAUAUAGUAUUACGUGAAGAAUUUAAAAAAAUCUUCUAAACAGUUGUAAAAAAAAAUAAUUUUGUAUAAAGUUUAAGUAGUUUUUAGUUUAUGAUGUAAUUUUUUGCUGUGCUGUUUUUGUUUUUCUUUGCUGUAAAUUUUAAACUCGAUUUCGACUAAAUUUAUUAUAAUAGUGCGUGUUGGUUUGUCUAUUUUGUCAAUGCAUUGUUAAUAAAGUUUUUAUGUCUUGUAAUUGUUAAUGGCUACUCAAGAGAAUGUCUAUAUUUUAUCUGAAUAUAACCACUGUCUUA